Molecule: messenger RNA, 1620 nt
Organism: Fundulus heteroclitus (mummichog)
Lineage: Eukaryota; Metazoa; Chordata; Actinopteri; Cyprinodontiformes; Fundulidae
Product: zinc finger protein OZF-like
Exons: 4
Coding region: 103-1620 (505 amino acids)
Biological process (GO): regulation of transcription by RNA polymerase II
Molecular function (GO): DNA-binding transcription factor activity, RNA polymerase II-specific; RNA polymerase II cis-regulatory region sequence-specific DNA binding
Source: RefSeq, a predicted model, not a curated record
AAAUGUUGGUUACAGACGACAUGUUUUCUCUCUGGCCAGAAGUUUGAUGGCAAAUCCUCCCUCUUCACGUAGGCAAUCCAACAAAACAACCUGUGGUGGAUCAUGAAUUUGAAAGAUGUUGGGAAGAAGCUGAUUGUUAAAGAAGAAGCUUCUCUAGACCACAGACCUCAUGCCAACCUGCAGGACCCAAAGCCCCCCCACAUAAAGGAGGAACAGAAGGGAGUCUACAUCAGUCUGCAAGGAGAGCAGCUCAAUGGGAAGGAGGUGAUUAAUGCCAUCAGGUUUUCAGUCGCUCCUCCUCCCAUAAAUACUCUGGAUGAUGAACAGUCUCUGCUGCGCUCACAGGUUUAUCCAGACCAAAUUAAAGGUAGAGAGUUUCCAGAAGAGAACGAUGGAGACACCAGGAUACAAGAUCAUGAAGAUGCUUCAAUUUUUUUAGAGACUGAAGACACUGAUGAGGAUGAAGAGGACAGUGAUGUAGAGCACCCUCUCUCUGAGCUGAAGCACUUGUCAGACUCUGGAUAUAAGAAAUGUUAUACAGAGAAGAAAACAUGUAGGAAAGACCACACAAGAGUGAAGCUUAGCUGCAAAGACUGUGGCAAAACAUUUACGGGAAAAUCGACUUUAAACACACACAUGAGAAUCCAUGCAGGACAGAAGCCUUUCUGUUGUGACCUAUGUGGACAAAGAUUUAGUCAAAAAGGAAAUUUAAAAAGACACAUGAGAAUCCAUACAGGACAGAAGCCUUUCUGUUGUAAUCUGUGUGAACAAAGCUUUAGUCAAAAAUCACAUUUAAACAGACACACGAGAAUCCAUACAGGAAAGAAGCCUUUCUGUUGUGAGUUUUGUGAACAAAGAUUUACCCGCAAAUCAUAUUUAAACAUUCACAUGAGAAUCCACACAGGACCAAAGCCUUUCCGUUGUAAGCUAUGUGAACACAGAUUUACCAGCAAAUCACAUUUAAACAUUCACAUGAGAAUCCACACAGGACUGAAGCCUUUCUGUUGUAAGCUAUGUGAACACAGAUUUACCCGCAAAUCACAUUUAAACAGUCACAUGAGAAUCCACACAGGACAGAAGCCUUUCGGUUGUGAUCUAUGUGGAAAAAGCUUUAGGCAAAAAUCCCAUGUAAACAUACACACAAGAGUCCAUACAGGACAGAAGCCUUUCUGUUGUGAUCUAUGUGGACAAAGUUUUAGUCAAAAAGCAAAUUUAAACACGCACAUGAGAGUCCAUGCAGAACAGAAGCCUUUCUGUUGUGAGCUAUGUAAACAAAGAUUUACCCGCAAGUCACAUUUAAACAUACACAUGACAGUCCAUACAGGCCAGAAGCCUUUCUGUUGUGAUCUAUGUGGAAAUAGAUUUAGCCACAUGUGCGCCAAGUACGUCAUUAAGACCUCCCCCACACGCAUCCCGCAAGGUCGUAGGUUAUGUGUCGUCAUAGUCGCCAUCUUGGGAAGGCAGAUAACUAAUUACAAGCCUAAAGCCCCCCACUCCAUGAACGACCGACACUUAGCCAACGACCUGAACAACUUCUACUGUCGUUUCAACAAAGGGACAGUCCUGCAUCCACCCCCCACGUCACCACCCAACAGAUCACCUUCACCUCCUCCUCAGUGA